Notechis scutatus (mainland tiger snake) is the source of this 3821-nucleotide messenger RNA. RefSeq names its product sterile alpha motif domain containing 11 (gene SAMD11). NCBI's taxonomy places the organism in Eukaryota, Metazoa, Chordata, Lepidosauria, Squamata, Elapidae. The record is from RefSeq and is a predicted model, not a curated record. Gene Ontology annotation, molecular function: DNA binding; protein binding.
CCUCCUCCUCCUCCUCGCCGCUCGCUGGAAGCAGCCGAGGCCGCCGCCGCCGCCGCCAGCAUGCCGGCCAUCAAAAGGGAGCGCCCGGAUGGCGAGGAGCUGGCGCUGGCCGCCUUCCACCAACCCAUGGAGGCGCUGCCCGGGUACCUGGUGCCCUUAGCCGCCGCCGCCGCCGCUUCCAUCCCGGUGGUGACCCCGCACCCGCCGCCGCCGCUGCCGCCGGCUUACGAGCAGCUCUUCGCCGCCGCCGUCGCCCACCACCACCACCACCACCAGCAGCAGCAGCAGCAGCAACGCGCCUACUUGGACUUCCACGCCGCCGCCCCGCCGCCGCCGCCGCCCGAGGAGCUGGUGCUGGAGCGCUUCUCCUCCGCCUCCGCCGCCUCCGCCUCCGCGCCGGACUUCCAGCCCUUCUUCGACCGGGGCGAGCCCUGCCUGGAGGUGGAGUGCGGCGACAACCGAGCCCUGCUCUACAUCCGCAAACUCUGCCAGGGCAGCAAAGGGCCCUCCAUCCGCUACCGGGGCGAGUGGCUCACCCCCAACGAGUUCCAGUUCGUCAGCGGCCGGGAGACCGCCAAGGACUGGAAGCGGAGCAUCCGACACAAAGGGAAAAGUUUGAAGACGCUUAUGUCCAAAGGAAUUUUACAGGUACAUCCACCAAUCUGUGAUUGCCCUGGGUGUCGAAUUUCGUCUCCAGUGAAUCGGGGGCGUUUGGCGGAGAAGAGGACAAUCCCCCUGCCUCCCUCUCGAACUCCAAAAAAGGAGCCCCCUGCUCUUUUCUCACACAGCGACAACCACAAGGAGGUGGAAAAAAUCAACGGGCAUCACCCUCAUGUCAAACAGGAAGAGGACUUGCAUAUUAGUAUCAUGAAAAGAAGCCAAAACGGUGAUCUCACCUCUUUCCUCUCCAGUCUUAACCAGAGCCGGCAGCUCGGCAUGCCCGAGACCCAGAACCGCUGUGAGUUCAAACGAAGCAGCCUGGAGGUUGGCUUGGGAGCAGCAGAUGAAGUUUUAGGCAAAAGGAAAAUCUGUGUGCCAGGUAGCAACGGAGACUGUCUUUUGGAGAGCAAAAAAUCUCGAAGCGAAUCCCCAAAAGAAAACUCCCACACGCCUUUGUUGGAGGGCUCGGUGACACAGAUGACUCCGGAAGAAGAUUACCGGCGGUUGAUGUCCGCACUCAACGAACACAGCACUUUCGAAGAGCAGCAGCAACAACAGCAGCGUCUCUACCAGUUGGCCGGCGGGAUAUCCGUCCCGAGUCACAGCGAUAUCCUCCGGGCGCGUCAAGAGGUCGCCUCGCGAAACCCCAGCAGCCUAGAGCCUCACCUUCCCUCGGCCAGCAACUCGGCCAGCCAGCGCAGAAAGCAGGGGCUUCCACAGCACCGGGAUUCGCACUUCAGCGAGAGGGAGAUGUCCCACCCUCCACCUCUCCUGUCGCCCCAGAAUGCUCCCCACAUCGCUUUAGGGCCUCACUUGAGACCCCCGUUUCUGGGGGUGCCUUCAGCUUUGUGCCAGACACCAGGCUACGGUUUCCUCCAGCCAGCCCAAGCGGAGAUCUUUGCCCGCCAGCAAGAGAUGCUCAGGAAACAGAAUCUUGCCAGGCUGGAGAUGUCCGCGGAAAUUAUCCGGCAGAAAGAACUGGAAAACCUUCACCGCCAGCGGCUCCUGGCGACCGACCCCAUGGCUUUGCACCCGGGCCUUCCCCCAGACCACCCCGCUUUACGGAGCCUCCACGACAUCCCGGAAGGGCACCCGCUUCGGGACGAGCUCUCCCGGAGGAACGCCAUGCUGGUCCUCCGGCACAACAACGCCCCGCUGCUCUCGCUCAACCCUCAAGGGGUCCCCGCCGUCUCCACCACCCCUCCCAAGGAGCAGGGCACGCGGAGGGGCACCCGGAAGGCCGCACACUCACGCUCCGAGGCUCUGGGCCAGAGCGAAUCCAAAGACUUGUUGGACAGCCGCCCGCCGGAGGAAAUGAAGGACUCGGAUAGCGACGCCGAAGCGAGCGACGAGAAACCGGAGGCGCUGAAGCCCGAGAACAGCGGAGCGGCUGGCGAGGUUAAGGAGUGCAAAGAGGCGGUGGCAAAGAUUGGCGAGGGCGCCAAAGAACUGGGCGAGGUGCCAGCUGGGCAGAACCAGCCCUGCAGUUCCUCCAAUCCGGAGUUGCCUAGCUAUCUCCUGGGCCCGACCGUUGGCAAAGCGGAGGCCAAGCUACUCCCCACAGCUUCCCUCCCACCACCCCAGCCGCUGCCAUUUGGUUUCCCGUAUACGAUGAGUCCGUAUUUCCAUGCAGGCACAAUGGGAGGUCUCUUUCUGGAUGGGGAAGAGGGUCCCGCCGCUACGGCGUUGCAAGACGUCAGUAAAUGGAGCAUAGAUGACGUGUGCAGUUUUGUGAGCUGCCUCUCCGGUUGUGCUGAAUACAGCCAGGUCUUCCGGGAACAGGCCAUCGAUGGCGAGACCCUGCCACUCUUGACCGAAGAGCAUUUACUCAACCACAUGGGCUUAAAACUAGGCCCAGCAUUGAAAAUAAGGUCACAGGUAGCCAAGAGGGUGGGCCGGGUGUUGUAUAUGGCCAGUUUCCCGGUGGCUUUCCCAUUGCAGCCGCCCGGCCUGCGACCCGCCGAUUGCAACCUUCCUCCCGCGGAGCUUCGCCCACCCUCCACUGGAAGCGUGGCCUCGUCCCCCUACGGAGGGACGCUUCUCCCCAGCCGGGUCUCCCCCAAGCAGGAAAAUGGGACUUCUCUCUUGGCGCUGGGCGAUGCCCCCAAGCCCCCUUCGUAACGCCUGGAUUCUCCGCCGUCGGACAUCUCACUGAAGAAGGAAGUUUCUCCCCCACCAAGAGGCCGUGUGGAAAUCUGCUAAAAUAUUCGUAUGGGGGGGGGGAGGAAAUAAAGACUCGGCGGGAUGGUUUUUUUUUUUGGUUUUUUAAAUUAGGGUGGGGAAACUGCUCCAAAGAAACCUUGGAAGGAAGACACACCUGGAGAAGGAAAAAUGGCUCUGCAAACUGGCCAUGGAGGGGCAAGGAAACCCCCCUCCUCCCCUCUGCCUUUUUUGCAGAGGGGAGUGUGGAAUCUCAUCCCUGGCUGGAACCAGUACAGCGCCCCUUUCUUGGGGGGGGAGGGACGGGGAGGUCUAUGCAUCGCUAGCAGCUUUUGAAUUAAUACCAAAGACAGACAAAGUGAUCCAGUGUCCAAACUCCACUCCAUGAUAUUUUUUUUAAUUAUUAUUUUUUAUUAUUUUUAUUUGGAUGGUACAGCACAGCCAGUCCUGUGUGGGGCUAUCUUCUUCCUUUUUUCUCUCUCCUUUGACUUCCUGUGUCUCUCUCUUUGAUGGGCAUCGGUUGGUUGGUUUGCUUGCUCGGUCGGUUGUUUGUUUCCAUCCUGGCCUUUCUGGGCAUCUGGUUGACUCGGACUCCUGUCCUUCUGAGGUCAGUUAAACGGGGACCCGGAUUGUUUGGGGGGUGCAAUGCAUUGUUGACUCUGCAAACCGCUUAGAGACGGCCGUAAAAGCCCUGUGAAGCGGCAUAGAAGUCUUAAAAGUGCUAUUGCAGUUUAGAGGCUGCAGGGAGGCCCAUCAGCCGCGGGUUUGGCUGCCUGGGAAUUGUUGGGAAGGAGGCAGAAAGGAAGCAGGAAGGAUAUUGUGCUUGGGGGAAUGGGGGUAACCCAUUGCUUCCCUUCUGGAAGUCUCUUUGUAUGUGUGUGAGGGGUCCUUGGUCCUCUCCGAGCUUGGUUUCUUGCAGACAUCUCAUUAUCCAAAUAGGUAACGUCAUCAGUGCAGUGAGGAUUGGGAUGAUCAGGGCACUGAUGACGUUACCAAGCUGG